AUGACUGCGUUAAAAAACGGCAUUGGCGCAUCCGCAGAUCAGAAGACCCGAUUCUUUCUUAUCAUUAUGCGGCUAAACCCAAAGUUUCUGCUGAGUCUCUGCGUGGCGGUGACACUGAUAACGUUCGCCCUUUGGGCGUACUGUGGCGUUGGUCACGGGCUGGUACCAAAGUGGCCACAGCACCAUGGAGACGGUAGGGAUCUCUUCGAGCAGACGGAGGAAAUCGAUUGUAUCAUUAAUCAGGAGUACGCGAUCGGGUGUCGCAAGGAGGGCGAUGAAGUGUAUCUGCCCUUUUCGUUCCUGCAGAAGUACUUUGACGUGUACGGGUCACUGAACGUGGUCGAUGGUAGCCGUAGGUUCGAUUGGACGCAUAGCUACGGCAAAGUUAACUAUCCCAAGGGAGGCUACGAUCCCCGUGGUAUCUUCAUGUACUUCGAAAACUACAACGUGGAGAUGCGCGAUCGCGUAAAGUGCAUCAGUGCACUCGAGGGCGUCCCGAUUUCGACGCAGUGGGAAAGCCAGGGUUACUGUUACGCCACGCAAAUUGCCCAGUUUGGACUCUCGCACUACAGUAAAAACCUGACCGAACCAGAACCACGCCGCAAGGUGGUCGAGGAUGGGGAUCGUGAAAUGGCCGCCUGGAUCAUACCGAAAGGUAGCUCGCUGAAUAGAACGAUCGAUCCGAUCGUCGCGAGGGCGUUAGGACGAUUGACGGGAGCGAACAUGGUGUUGACAUUCUCAACCGGCAAGUCUUUCGAUACUGCGCUCGUCCUGCCGAUGGAUCAUGUGCUGGAUUUGGUACUGAGCGUAGACGUGCUGCUGAAACCGAACUCAACCCUUUGCGUGACGCUGCAGAACCGGGAAACACAGAAGCUGUACCACGUGUACUACAUUCUUGCCGAUCUCCUGAUCGGUGUGCAGGAUGAGAACAUUUACUACGGCAUCGGUCUAAACAGUACCGGAGCGUGGAAGCGUUUGACACGUGAUCUGUUUGUGGAUCUGCAGAAGGGUUUGCCACAGUACGUGACCACGGACAAGCGGCGCAAGAUGCGGCGCACUGAGUUAAAGGUGGUGGAAGUGUCGUUACUCGGCAACGGUAGUAUCGAUAAUUUGACUCUUUCGACGAGUGAACAUAUUGCACAUUUUUAUGAUGCGGCCGAGUGGUUGAUACGGCACCAGGAUCCGAGCAGCGGUGGAUGGCCUAUUCCAGUGCGAAGAAAAUUGGGCUCUGGGUUCGGUGAGCUGGCGCGCGGAUGGUACUCCGCAAUGGCUCAGGGCCACGCCAUUUCGCUACUGGCCCGCGCUUACUACCAUUCGCGGGGUGACCAACGCUUUCUGCGGGCGGCUCUCGACGGGUUAAAGCUCUUUCGGAUACCGUCCUACCAGGGCGGGGUGCUGGCAACUUUUCUGGGGAAGUACGCCUGGUACGAGGAGUACCCAACGACACCGCACUCCUUCGUGCUGAAUGGCUUCAUCUACUCGCUACUGGGACUGUACGAUUUGAAUUCGACCGCACCAGCAAACCAAUCGAACGAAGCUGCGAUGCUGUUUGAGCAAGGCAUGACGAGUCUGAAGAAGAUGUUGCUCCUGUACGAUACCGGAUCGGGCACGAGCUACGAUUUGCGCCACUUUACGCUCGGAAUUGCACCAAACUUAGCCCGAUGGGACUAUCACGCAACGCACGUCAAUCAACUGCUACUGUUGGCUACCAUCGACCCUGAUCCGCUGAUCAUCCAGACGGCUGAACGGUGGAAAAACUACAUGAUAGGUAAACGCGCUCAGCACAAUUAAAACCCGGCGCGGACAAGCGUGAAACGGGAACGAUUUGGAACCACUUUUCACUGGGGUUUCCCAUUCCUAGACCUAUAAUCUUCUCCACUUCCAUUUUGAAUGCCUUACACAAUGUCGAAAAAACACAUAUGGGAAACAUAAACCUAGGAUCGUUAGCUCGCGGGCACUGUAGAGUCAUCAGCGUAGAACCGAGUCAAAGGACGGCAAAGAAAGAACGAAUUAGGACAGAAGAACUGAUGGUUGAAGUGGUAGUAUUAGCAGUAAUAGUAGUAUACCUAGUAGUGAUGGAACUUGCAGCACCCGUUUGGCAUUCGUAUGACGCGGUGACGGGUUGGCUGGCGGUGAUCGCUGUUCGCGAUAUCCGAUCUCCUUGUGCCCAGUCGGUGAGCAGUAUCAUCUUUCUAAAGUAUUGGCAAACGGAAGAGAUCACUUACUCGUGAUAUUAUCGGUACCUUUAGCGUAAGUGGUGUUGUAAAUAUGUAACCCGUUCUUUCCAAUUUUACUGGCUAGAACUUGUAGAGCGCCUUUCGAUCGAAAGAGUGAACGACUCGCUGCACACUUCU
Messenger RNA from Anopheles bellator, 2354 nucleotides. It is a transcript of the gene Hsepi, whose product is annotated as D-glucuronyl C5-epimerase B. The transcript has 4 exons. Gene Ontology annotation, cellular component: Golgi apparatus. Bases 1 to 1791 code for a protein of 596 amino acids. Gene Ontology annotation, molecular function: heparosan-N-sulfate-glucuronate 5-epimerase activity. NCBI's taxonomy places the organism in Eukaryota, Metazoa, Arthropoda, Insecta, Diptera, Culicidae. Gene Ontology annotation, biological process: heparan sulfate proteoglycan biosynthetic process. The record is from RefSeq and is a predicted model, not a curated record.